GCAGAAGUUACAUUUUACACUAAGCAUGCAGCGCCUAACUUUGGUUUUUGGACUCUUGGCUAUAGUCAUCGGUAGUCAAGGUUUCUCUGGUUUUGGACCGUCUCCCCCUACCGCUCCGUCAGAUCAUGGCUUUGGAGACUUCUCAAGAUGUCCUAAAGCUUGCAUUGGUCCUUCCGGAAGGCGUGGACCUACAGGGUUACCCGGUGAGCAAGGUCCGAAAGGUGAAAAGGGAGAUCAAGGGGAAAAGGGGGGAAAAGGACAUCCAGGAGAUCCGGGUCCCCAAGGAGAAAAAGGGGAAAAGGGCGACAUGGGGGAAAAAGGACAUCCUGGUCAAGAUGGGGCGCCUGGGAUGAAAGGAGACAAAGGCGAUAAAGGAGACAAAGGUCAUAAGGGGGAACGUGGUCCGCAAGGGGUGGCGGGGGAAACAGGACCCAGUGGACCAAGAGGCCAAAGGGGAAUCCCAGGUCAAGAUGGCGAAGACGGGCAUCCUGGAUCAAGGGGACCAAAAGGACAAAAGGGCGAUCCUGGAUCUCCCGGAGAUUCCGGACAUCCGGGAUUAGACGGUCACCCUGGUCCAAGGGGGAUCCCCGGAAGACCCGGAAAUUGUGUUGGAACUUGUGAUAGUCAUGGCUUUUUUGAAUUGGAAUCAAGAGUCCGGAAUUUAGAAAGUGCACUUCAUUUCGGAAGUUUCUUUCCUGGUAACGAGCAUCAAGGAGAUACCGGUGGUUUCUUACACAAGAUUUUUGGGUCUCGUGGGGCCUUUGAUGACAGUUUCUUUGACGAAUACCGUGUCGGCGACCGUGGUCACGGUGGUAACGGCGACGGUGGUAACGGCGACGGUGGUCACGGUGCUCACGACGACGGCGGCAGUACUCCCGGUAGCGGCGGCGGUAAUCCCGGUAGCGGCGGCGGUAAUCCCGGUGGCGGCGGCGGUACUCCCGGUGGCGGCUCAACAUUACACGCGUCUCAGAAAGUCCCAAUGAUUCGUCCAGUGUGGAUCAGUGCGGUGUUGGUCUUGUUUGUGGUACAGAGUCGAGGCCUUUCUGAAUUUGGCCUCCUGCCUGGAAGAAUUGGUGAUUUUUCAGAUUGCCCGACAGGAUGUAUGGGUCCUUCCGGGGUUCCCGGAAAUCAAGGAGAACUUGGACCGAGAGGCAUGAAAGGCGACAGAGGGGAUCAUGGGGAAACAGGUGACAUGGGACAUCUGGGCCACAGAGGUGACCAGGGGCAGAAAGGAGACCCUGGAGACAAGGGGUUACCUGGGGAAGACGGUCAGGCUGGUCAUCCAGGGGAGGAAGGGGAUAGUGGGGAUAAAGGAGACAGGGGUGAUAGAGGAGAACAAGGACAAAUAGGGAAUUCUGGAGAUGUAGGACUUCCGGGUGCAAGAGGUCCUCCGGGGGAAGCUGGUAAAGACGGGGAUGACGGUAAACCUGGUUACAGGGGGCCCAAGGGACAGAGGGGGGAUCCGGGAAUUCCUGGACGAUUCGGUCAGCCAGGACAAGAUGGUAAUCCCGGGCUACCCGGACUGCCUGGAAGAUCUCGGAGCUGCUCCGAAGUUUGCAGUGGUUUUAACUUCAAGAGGCUUAGGUUCAGAAUCGAGGAAAUAGAACAAAUAAUAUAUUCCCGGAGGUUUUCACGAGAUUUCACGAGAUUCCAGCGGAGUGAUCCGUUUUCGGAACAAACAACCAUAGGCUUCAAUGUUAAACUGAAUCUCGAAUAAACACACCAAAGCACUGU
Molecule: messenger RNA, 1734 nt
Organism: Magallana angulata
Lineage: Eukaryota; Metazoa; Mollusca; Bivalvia; Ostreida; Ostreidae
Product: collagen alpha-2(V) chain-like
Exons: 10
Coding region: 26-1717 (563 amino acids)
Source: RefSeq, a predicted model, not a curated record